GUUGAUAUGAUAAAAAAAUUCAUAUUAAAAUUUUAUGGAUUACAAUCGAAACGACACCAUCACGCAAGAGCUAAAGGCCAAGUUCAAUCUAAAUGUUUAGUAUGUUAUGCAAACUAUCUAAUAGAAUUAAAGACCCAUAGUCGCGUCUCUUUCUCAAAGGAUAUUUUAAAUCAGAUUCAGAAAUACAUUCUUCCCGAUUCGAUAAAGACGACAUUAUGUUGGCUCUGGGAUGCUCUAAUGGAUAAGUGUGUGUUUACGAUCUUACCAGAAGUACUAUCCUAUUCAACCUUAGGUGAAAAGACCGCAUUUUACACAUAUCUCAGUUCUAAAUCAAAUAUGAAAUUGCCUUGCACUGCCCUUAGGUUGUAUAUUAAACUAUUCCUAGAUGGUUUUCAAGUGAAAAAUCCACUAAAAUGAGGCAAGUCCUAAUUUCAGCUAACACAGAUGGUAUGAUCAUCCUCUAAAUUAGGUACCAUAAUGUACAAAAAUGUGAAAACUGAUUCUACUAUCUAUUAAUUUAAAGAAGAAGAUGAUAAUGAAGUUUAUUGCAUCGAUGCUUUAAAAAACUAAUUAGCAACUUGCGGGAAGGAUUGUAAAGUAAUGAAACUCUCCAGUUAUUUUAGGUUAGAGUGUAUGAUAUUGAGGCCUAAACCUUGUAAGCCACUUUAGAAGCCAUACAAUGGGUUUAGCCAGGGCACAAUAAUAAAUUAUUCAGUGUUAAAAUUGUGCCUUACGAGAAAAACUUAGUUAUCAGCGGUGGGUGGGAUUAGAAUUUAGUUAUAUGGGUAGUUUUAUACAUGAUAUUAAAGGAUUUAAGACAAAAAUGUCAGGCUGGAUGCAUUGUGGGUCCAAAAAUUGCAGGUGACACCAUCGACAUUAGAGAAGGUACAAUCUUGACAGGGGCAAACAGAAUGAGUGAACAAUUAUAGAUAUGGGAUUUGGGCACUUAGAAACUGAUAGAGAAUAUUAAGUGGGAUGAGAAGGUAGAUUCAGCUGGGGCAUUUAUAUAUGGGUCUUAAUUUGGAAAAGGAAAGGGAUAUUGCGUUGGAGGAGUUGCUCAUGGAACAAACGAAUUCAAGAUGUUUGAUAGAAUAAAGGGAUCUUACAAGGAAGCUAUGCAAUUGGGCGGAUUUAAUAAAGGUUCUUGUUUGUUGUUAUUGAAUUUAGGGUUAUACACUAUGGAUUUCGCAAAUACAUCUAACAAAUGUGUUAUUGGAGGAGGGGAUGGAAUAUGCUUAAUGUUGGCCAUUGUUCCUAAUAAAGACCAAUGAUGAG
Molecule: messenger RNA, 1275 nt
Organism: Paramecium octaurelia
Lineage: Eukaryota; Ciliophora; Oligohymenophorea; Peniculida; Parameciidae
Source: the annotation of a GenBank genome assembly